AAAAUGUCCAAUGGCAGCUCCCUCGGCGAUUUCUUCCUCCUGCCAUUUGCCAACAAGCCACAGCUGCAGCUUUUGCACUUCUCACUCUUCCUGGGCAUCUACCUGACUGCCCUCCUGGGCAACAGCUUCAUCAUCGCAGCCAUAGCUUGUGACCACCAUCUCCACACCCCGAUGUACUUCUUCCUCCUUAACCUUGCCAUCCUCGACCUUGGCUCCAUCUCCACCACUGUCCCCAAAUCCAUGGCCAAUUCCCUCUGGAACAUCAGGACCAUUUCCUACUCUGGAUGUGCUGCCCAGGUUUUUCUGGUUCUCUUCUUGUUUGGAGGAGAGUUUUCUCUCCUUACAGUCAUGGCCUAUGACCGCUUCAUUGCCAUCUGCAGACCCCUGCACUAUGGCACAAUCAUGGGCAGCAGAGCUUGUGCCAGAAUGGCAGCAGCUGCCUGGGCCAGUGGUUUUCUCAUUGCUGUGCUACACACUGGAAACAUAUUUUCAAUGCCACUCUGCAAAGGCAUUGUCGUGGACCAGUUCUUCUGUGAAAUCCCCCAGAUCCUCAAACUCUCUUGCUCAGACUCCUACCUCAGGGAAGUUGGGCUUCUUGGGAUUGGUGCCUGUUUAAUGUUUGGGUGUUUCAUUUUCAUUGUGCUGUCCUACGUGCAGAUCUUCAGGGCUGUGCUGAGGAUCCCCUCUGAGCAGGGUCGGCACAAAGCCUUUUCCAUGUGCCUUCCUCACCUGUCUGUGGUCUCCCUGUUUGUCAGCACUGGCAUAUUUGCUCACCUAAAGCCCCCCUCCAUAUCCUCCCCUGCUCUGGAUCUAGUGGUGGCUGUUCUGUACUCGGUGCUGCCUCCAACAGUGAAUCCUCUCAUCUACAGCAUGAGGAACAAGGAGCUGAAGGAUGCACUAAGGAAAGUGAUCUCAUGGAUAUUUUUCAAAAGUAUUAAAAUUGCCUUUGCUCUCCACAAAUGA
Messenger RNA from Rhea pennata, 963 nucleotides. RefSeq names its product olfactory receptor 14A16-like. The coding region runs from base 4 to 963 and encodes 319 amino acids. Gene Ontology annotation, molecular function: olfactory receptor activity; G protein-coupled receptor activity; odorant binding. Gene Ontology annotation, cellular component: membrane. The record is from RefSeq and is a predicted model, not a curated record. Gene Ontology annotation, biological process: G protein-coupled receptor signaling pathway. Lineage: Eukaryota; Metazoa; Chordata; Aves; Rheiformes; Rheidae. The transcript has a single exon.